AUGCCUUCACAGCCAGGUAUAAAUGCUAAGAUGAGAGUGAUUCUUGUUGAUUGGAUGGUUGAAGUUCAUAGAAGAUUCAAACUCAUGCCAGAGACUUUUUAUCUGACUCUUAAUAUUGUUGACCGAUUCUUGUCCAUGAAGGUUGUUCCUAGAAAGGAACUUCAGCUUGUUGGCAUAAGCUCAAUGCUUAAUGCAUCUAAGUAUGAAGAGAUAUGGGCACCAGAGGUUACUGAUUUUGUAUGCAUAUCAGACAAUGCCUAUGUUAGAGAACAGGUUUUGGUUAUGGAGAAAACAAUCCUGGGAAACCUGGAAUGGUAUUUAACAGUUCCUACUCCUUAUGUCUUUCUGGCCUCUACUCCCUCUGAUAAACAGAUGGAAAAUAUGAUCUACACUUAG
Messenger RNA from Lathyrus sativus (Indian pea), 396 nucleotides. The record is from the annotation of a GenBank genome assembly. NCBI's taxonomy places the organism in Eukaryota, Viridiplantae, Streptophyta, Magnoliopsida, Fabales, Fabaceae.